Octodon degus (degu) is the source of this 3422-nucleotide messenger RNA. It is a transcript of the gene Gata6, whose product is annotated as GATA binding protein 6. Gene Ontology annotation, cellular component: nucleus. Gene Ontology annotation, biological process: negative regulation of transcription by RNA polymerase II; positive regulation of transcription by RNA polymerase II; epithelial cell differentiation. Gene Ontology annotation, molecular function: zinc ion binding; RNA polymerase II cis-regulatory region sequence-specific DNA binding; DNA-binding transcription factor activity, RNA polymerase II-specific. The record is from RefSeq and is a predicted model, not a curated record. NCBI's taxonomy places the organism in Eukaryota, Metazoa, Chordata, Mammalia, Rodentia, Octodontidae. Bases 630 to 2393 code for a protein of 587 amino acids. The transcript has 7 exons.
CCCCUCCAUCCCGGCCCGGGGCCUCCGGUGCUCUUCCAGGCGCGAUCGGCUCCACGGGUGUCGCCGUCCUCCCCUUAGCGAAGGCUGGAGCGGCUCCCAGUUCCCGGGACGCCGCGGACCAACUUCUGGUGCUGUUUCCUCGCCCCGGGUGCUUAUCUGCGCGCAGCCUUAUCUCCGAGUUAUCUCAGCACAGGGGGGCGGGCGCCCGAAGCUCGGCGGGCAGAGGGCCGUCUUGCUCACUAUCUAGCCCGGGUCUGUGUGUGGGCACUAAUUCCAGGACGGUUAUCUCCGAUGAGGCGAAGCGAUCUGGGAAAGCCGCCCGGAGGAGGCCCGCCUGGCUGCGUCGGGCCUGCCUCCCCACCCCCUCCAGCCUCUGUCAUUCUUCCUGCUCUCCCCUUUGGGGUGGCCUCGGCUGCGGGGCGGUCUCCUGCCCCCUCCCUUGCGUUGCCCCCCCCCUUUUCUCGGCACGCUGCUCCACCCCGUUGUGUCCGAUUCCGGAACGGUCCGGCCUGGCCUGUCUGUGGCUGAGGGUGACCGAGGGCUGAGGGCUGGGCCGCGAGGCCGACGGCGCGAGCGCGCGCGGGUGGCUAAGGAGCUAGGAGCCAACUCCGAGCGGCGCCGGACCGUGGAUGGCCUUGACUGACGGCGGCUGGUGCCUGACGAAGCGCUUCGGGGCCGCGGCUGCGGACGCCGGCGACCCGGGAACCUUUUCAGUGCGGGAGCCAUCCACACCACCCUCACCGAUCUCCUCGUCCUCGUCCUCCUGCUCCCGGGGCGGCGGCGCCGGCCACUGCAGGACGCCGCAGCUCGACACCGAGGCGGUGGCGGGGCCUCCGGCCCGCUCGCUGCUGCUCGGCCCCUACGCGUCUCACGCCUUUGGGGCUGCGCACGGACCUGCGGCGCCCGGGGUCGCGGGCCCCGGGAGCGCCCUAUCUAACUGGGAGGACCUGCUGCUCUUCGCCGACCUCGACCAGGCGGCGACGGCCAGCAAGCUGCUGUGGUCCAGCCGGGGCGCCAAGCUGAGCCCCUUCGCGUCCGAGCAGCCCGAGGAGAUGUACCAAACACUCGCCGCGCUCUCCGGCCAGGGCCCGGCCGCCUAUGACGGCGCUCCCGGCGGCUUCGUGCACUCGGCGGCGGCAGCGGCAGCGGCGGCGGCGGCCAGCUCCCCAGUCUACGUGCCCACCACGCGUGUGGGCUCCAUGCUGCCAGGCCUGCCCUACCUGCAGGGCGCAGGCGGCGCCCCCUCCAACCACGCGGGCGGCGCGGGUGCGCAUCCCGGCUGGCCCCAGGCCGCGGCCGACAGCCCUCCGUAUGGCGGUGGGGGCGGAGCAGCGGCCGGCGGCGCCCCGGGGCCCGGCAGCGCCAGCUCCGCCGGGACGCACGGCUCCGCGCGUUUCCCCUACUCGCCCAGCCCGCCCGGGGCCACAAGCGCGGCGCGAGAGCCCGGCAGCUACGCGGCUGCGGGCGGCGGGGGCGCGGGCGGCGUGAGCAGCGGCGGCGGCGGGCUGGCGCCCAUGGGCGGCCGGGAGCACCAAUACAGCUCGCUAUCGGCCGCGCGGCCGCUGAACGGGACGUACCACCACCACCAUCACCACCACCACCACCCGAGCCCAUACGCGCCCUAUAUGGGCGCGCCGCUGACGCCUGCUUGGCCCACCGGACCCUUCGAGAGCCCGGUGCUGCACAGCCUGCAGGGCCGCGCCGGAGGCCCGCUCCCGGUGCCGCGCGGCCCAAGCUCAGAGCUGCUGGAGGACCUGCCCGAGAGCCGCGAGUGUGCGAACUGCGGCUCCAUCCAGACGCCGCUGUGGCGACGUGACGGCACUGGCCACUACCUGUGCAACGCGUGCGGCCUCUACAGCAAGAUGAACGGCCUCAGCCGGCCUCUCAUUAAGCCGCAGAAGCGCGUGCCUUCGUCGCGGCGGCUGGGAUUGUCCUGUGCCAACUGCCACACCACCACUACCACCUUGUGGCGCCGGAACGCCGAGGGCGAACCCGUGUGCAACGCGUGUGGGCUCUACAUGAAACUCCACGGGGUGCCUCGACCACUUGCUAUGAAAAAAGAAGGCAUUCAAACCAGGAAACGAAAACCUAAAAACAUAAACAAGUCAAAGACUUGCUCUGGUAAUAGCAAUAAUUCCGUUCCUAUGACUCCAACUUCAACUUCUUCUAACUCAGACGAUUGCAGCAAAAAUACUUCCCCUCCAACACAACAGACAGCCUCAAGGGCGGGGGCCCCAGUGAUGUCCAGCGCAGCCGAGGGUGCCAACCCCGAGAGCAGCGAGCUCAAGUAUUCGAGUCAGGACGGGCUCUACAUUGGUGUCAGUCUGGCCUCGCCGGCCGAAGUCACAUCCUCUGUGCGACAGGAUUCCUGGUGUGCUCUGGCCCUGGCCUGAGCCACCCUGCCAGGAGGCAGGGAGGACUUUACCGGGGUCUGCACCCGAGUCCCCUCGGUGGUGACCACGCAGACGGAACAUUCCUCGGAUGCGGGAUUCUGUGCCUUUGCUUUGAAGUAGGCCUGCUUGCCAGAGGCUCGCGAGCGCGGGAGGAGAGGGGCUCUUCCGGGCCUGAAGGGCCGGCCGCCUCCAGCCGACCUGCAGACCAGGGGCGGCCUCACCUGCUGAGAAGAAGGAUUGCGAGUUCUAUGGAAGGGUUUCAUAACAUAACAUUGUCCCAAAUCGUGUGCUUCUUCUGAUCCAUUGGUUAUUGCCGAAUUUCUUCACAGCGUGGAGGCCGCUUGGUGCACGUUGUGGGGUCUGGGUCAGCUCUGAGGCCUUGCGGAGGACGCAGCUCAGCUCGCGCAGCUGCGCCUCGCCACUACACACUGUGACUGACAGUCAAGCUCAGCUCUCCCGACCGCUGCGAGGUCGGUCGCCAUUUGUAAACAGGGUAGCAAACAAACUAUUUUUCUUCCAUGUAUGCAAUAAUUUUUUUUAAAAGUGCAAUUUGCGUUGCAGCAAUCAGUGUUAAAUCAUUUGCAUAAGAUUUAACAGCAUUUUUAUAAUGAAUGUAAACAUUUUAACUUAAUGGUACUUAAAAUAAUUUAAAAGAAACAAUGUUAACUUAGACAUUCUUAUGCUUCUACAAACACAUCCCAUUUCUGUAUUCCCAAUUGUUGAAGAAAAGUGAUUUCAAGAACAAAUCUUCUCAGGAAAAUUGCCUUCGUCCAUUUGUUAAGGAUUUUUAUACAUGAACCCCGUUGUACCCCCUUUCUUGGACUGUGGAAUAUGUGCUGGAAGAGCUGUACUACCUAACCGAAUAGCAUUUGUAAAUAUUCUGGGCAUCUGUAAACACUCGGAAGUUGUAUAGUGUGACUGACCCACAGGUUGGUUGACAUUCAUUUUUUUUUUUUUUUUUAAUGGGAUGUCCUAUGGAAAACUAUCUCACCAGAGUUUUUAAAAUAAAAAAGGGUAUUGUUUUGUGUU